Molecule: messenger RNA, 507 nt
Organism: Priceomyces carsonii
Lineage: Eukaryota; Fungi; Ascomycota; Pichiomycetes; Serinales; Debaryomycetaceae
Gene: YAH1
Product: adrenodoxin
Exons: 1
Coding region: 1-507 (168 amino acids)
Biological process (GO): positive regulation of oxidoreductase activity; P450-containing electron transport chain
Cellular component (GO): mitochondrion
Molecular function (GO): 2 iron, 2 sulfur cluster binding
Source: RefSeq, a predicted model, not a curated record
AUGAUUGGAAAGGUUGUCAAUAGUUUGGCCCUUAUUUCAAGAAAUAUUAGGGGGACUAAUUUGAGGUCGAUCCCAUACAAAAGGUCAUCAAUAUUUGUUAGACAGUUCCAUCCGGCAAUACCAAGAUUUCAUGGCCAUCUUCAUAAACCAAACCCGGGAGAAGAACUCCACAUCACGUUUAUAACAAAGCUGGGUGAGCAGUUCACUUAUGAGGUAGCCGAAGGCGAUAACCUUCUCGAUAUUGCACAGGCUAACAAUUUAGACAUGGAAGGUGCAUGUGGUGGUUCCUGUGCGUGUUCGACUUGUCAUGUUAUUGUUGAUCCUGAGUUCUACGAUUUGAUCCCUGAACCAACCGAUGAUGAAAAUGAUAUGUUAGACCUUGCAUUUGGCUUGACGGAGACUUCUAGGUUAGGAUGUCAGGUCAAAAUGAGUAAGCAGUUGGAUGGGAUGAGAGUGGCUUUACCCGCAAUGACGAGAAAUUUACAGUCUAGAGACUUCAAUAAUUAA